Molecule: messenger RNA, 2252 nt
Organism: Scaptodrosophila lebanonensis
Lineage: Eukaryota; Metazoa; Arthropoda; Insecta; Diptera; Drosophilidae
Exons: 3
Coding region: 412-1992 (526 amino acids)
Source: RefSeq, a predicted model, not a curated record
UGCAACAAUGAAAGUGUUAAAUAAUUAAAUUGUGGAAGCAACAGUAGCCUGUAACUCUAGUGCCAGUGGCACCAGGCAAAAGUGCAAAGAUACGGGCCCGGAUCACAUGGAAAACAGGGUCCGUGCUGCUAAAAAGAUAUUAUUAAGGCAAAGUGUGUGCUUUAAAUCAAUUAUAGGCAAUUAAUAAUGCAUUUAUAGACAGGCGUCUCGUCGGGCCGCGCGCUUACAAGUUGCAUUAAAUUACACGAAAAAAUAAAUGUAAGAGCGCGACACAAGUGCAAUCGAAAAAUCGGGCUGAGAAGUCGACGUUGUAAGGCAAGGCAAUAGAGAAAUUUCUGGCGCAUACGCCCACACACAUAAGCAAAAACAAAACCGCCUCACCAACUCCCGCCCACCCAUAAAAGCAGCGCAAUGUCGUCUACGUCAGAGCGCAAACGCUACCACAAGGACAACGCGCCCACCGAUGAUAUAUUAACACUUAUAAAUCUAGUACGCCAGAAUCCUGCACUAUAUAAUUAUAAACUGCAGCCGAAUCAACGACGCCGCUCGGACAUUCUUAGUGGUUGGCAGGAGGUGGCUCAGCAAAUUGGCAAUAAAUACACCGUCCAGGAGGUGCGGCGAAAGUGGAAGAAUCUACGCGAUACAUACCAUCAGUAUCGCCUGCGCACCCCGAAAUGUAUUGAGGGACGUCUAUCCAAGUGGCGCUACGCUAAGGAGCUCGAAUUUCUAUCGAAAGUGUAUCAGCCGAAGCUUAAAUCGCAGCGCCAGCAGUCCUACGAUGCCAGUACCACGACUACAUUACCUAUUGGCGCCAUGUUGCAGCUGAAGCCGCAAGACGAUGAUGACGAGGAUGUUGUGGACGAUGAUGGGCAAUCGGACCAUGCACUUUCGCAUCACGCAACCACACAAAUCACCAUGGUCAACGACGAAACUGAAACCUUCAUACUAACCGCGUACGAGGAGAGCGUUGCCGAUGACGUAGUCACCCACCAUCACACACACUCGAGUGGACAUCACCAUCAGCAUCAUCACCACCACCAUCACCACCAGUCGCAGCACGAUGGCAGCAUCUCCAGCAUCGAGCUUUCUCACAUUACAACGGAUGACGUCGUCGACGAUGUGGACGACGACGAUGAUGUUGAUCAGGAUGGCCAGGUGGUGGAUAUUGUUAAGCAUGAGCUCGAUGAAGACGGUGCCACCGGUGCUGAGGUUGACUAUGAGGAGGUCUGUCUCUAUGAGGAGGCCACUGGUGCCCAUACAAGCGUUGAUUGCGAAAUGGGUGUAGGUGAUGGAGUGGAUGGGAGCAGCGAUGUCACCGACAGCAAGAGUUUCCACUACAUUGAUGCUCAUGAUUUUUGCAUAGCCGACAUUGAGUCCCAAACAGAAGCCCAAGUACGUGGACAGCAUCACUUCAGCAGCCACUCCGCAACUAUUCCGAGCAGCUCCAGUGUCGUGUCCAACAGCGUACUCAGCGGUGGCGCAGUUGUGGCCGAUGCCAAACUAAAGAAUCUCACGCUGGUUACCACAACGGCUGCCGCCCCCAGCACCCAUCGCCACGAUGGCGCGCAUCAGCAGAUCGCGCUGGUCGAUGUCACAGAGGCCACCAGCACCAGCGUGACCAUAUCAAGCACACCAGCUGUCGCUCUGACAGCCGCCACAGUGACAACUACAGCGGCAGCAGCUCUUUGCAAUACAACAUCGUUUACCACCCCCACGGCCGCCAUACUCCAGCUGCCGCCAUUGACCUCCGCCUCUCUGAGUGGCGCCGGUACGCCCAUAAAUACAGUGAGCGCGGCAGCAAGCAGCACAUUCAUUACUGAGGAACAGCAGCACUCGAAUGCGCUGGCUAAGCGGGAUGAGCUGGACUUGUUCUUUGAUUUUCUAAAGAAGAAGAUGCAAUGCUUCUCCCGUACCCAGAUCACGCACAUACAAAUGGAGUUCUUGAAUUGUGUCAUGCGACAGGAGGUUGCAGAGCAGGAUCCCAAGGAUUAGAUGAGCGCUCACCACAUAAAUAAAUACUUCGACACACCCCCACGUAUAUACUUAGAUAUUGAAAUAAUAUAGUUGCAUAAUGCAGGGUUAAAUUUCAUACCGUUUCCAGUUACUGCGGUCGUUUAGUGUUCUAUAGCUCUAGCUCGAUUUACUCUUUACUUAUGUAUGUUGUCGUCUAUAGCCAAGUGUGCCCGCCACCUCGGGCACAAUUUUUCCAAACUUAAUGUAAAAUAAAUUACAUACAUGCCACAACAAGGAAA